AUGCGACCGUAGAAUAAAGCAUGAAAUGCCCCUAAAACUUUUUGCACAACACAACAUUUUCUUUUCUUCUUCACCAUCAUCUUCUCCAAUGGCGGAUCAUGGCUUUUUCAGGCUCUGCCUAGCAAUUUUCACCAUUUUCUUCUGCCUGAAAUCUCCCUGUUUGUGUCAGAAGGUUACUCUGAGUCUCUACUAUGAAACUCUAUGCCCUUACUGUGCAGACUUCAUCGUGAACCACUUAGCCAAUGUUUUCGAGAACGGCUUGAUCUCUAUCAUUGAUCUUCGUCUUGUCCCAUGGGGCAACGCCCUUAUCAGACCAGACCGCACCUUUGUCUGCCAGCACGGAGACUCUGAGUGUGCGCUGAAUAUAAUACAUGCAUGUGCCAUAAACGCAUACCCUGAUGUGGAGAAGCAUUUCCCGUUUAUCUACUGCGCUGAACGGCUAGCCCUGGAGAACAGGCUCAACGAAUGGGUUAAUUGUUUAGAUAUGGCUGGAUUGAGCAGAGCACUAAUUGACUGUUACACAAAUGGAUACGGAAAUCUGAUGGAACAGAGAUAUGCUGAAGAAACCUCUGAACUUAAACCACCUCAUCAGUUUGUACCAUGGGUGGUGAUGAAUAAUCAACCACUUCAAAAGGAUUACCAGAACUUUAUGAUGUAUGUGUGCAAAGCUUAUGGAGGGAACCAAGUACCAGAAGUUUGCAGUAUCUUAAACAGUUCCACAGAGAUGCUAAGGAGGAACUUUAACAGUUCAGUGGAGAAACUAGGCGACAACCACCUAGUUUGCUACGCUACUGACCGAGAAUUGGGUUCAAAAUCUCCCUAAGACAUUCAAUAAUAUUGUAAUGUUUGGAAUUGGAGAAACUGCUUACCAGUAAAAGUCUGCUCCUUUGGGCAUCUUAUUGCCAUUUCCGCGUCUGUAAACCUGAAACUGGACUUACAACAAUCUGCACAGGACGAUUACUCUGGAAGCUUUCUUUUUCAA
This is a messenger RNA of Tarenaya hassleriana, 982 nucleotides long. RefSeq names its product gamma-interferon-inducible lysosomal thiol reductase. Gene Ontology annotation, molecular function: oxidoreductase activity, acting on a sulfur group of donors, disulfide as acceptor. The transcript is spliced from 5 exons. Bases 26 to 823 code for a protein of 265 amino acids. NCBI's taxonomy places the organism in Eukaryota, Viridiplantae, Streptophyta, Magnoliopsida, Brassicales, Cleomaceae. The record is from RefSeq and is a predicted model, not a curated record.